Chinchilla lanigera (long-tailed chinchilla) is the source of this 2508-nucleotide messenger RNA. RefSeq names its product Ras association (RalGDS/AF-6) domain family member 3 (gene Rassf3). NCBI's taxonomy places the organism in Eukaryota, Metazoa, Chordata, Mammalia, Rodentia, Chinchillidae. The record is from RefSeq and is a predicted model, not a curated record. Gene Ontology annotation, cellular component: cytoplasm. Gene Ontology annotation, biological process: signal transduction.
UUCAUUUCAGCUGGUCUGCACUUACCUUGCCAGAUGCUCGGAAGCACACAUGGCUCCUGGCUGCUGGACCGCAGAUGCAGCACGUAACCACCGUUGCAGAAAAUGCCGCUGGGGAGCCCUGGUGUACUUCGGCAGUGCUGAGCCUUCUUUAAGAAAACGCUCUGGGCCCCCAGAACCAUCUGCCUGCUUCCGUCUGCUAGAGGUGGUCCUGAAAGGGAAGUACCAGCCGGUGGAUGUACCCGCCGCUGUGGCGGUGGGCCAGUGGCCCCUCUGCCCGUGGUUAGGGGAUGUGGAGAAAGAGAAAGAGACUCACAAUUACCUCAGCAAAGAGGAAAUCAAAGAGAAAGUUCAGAAAUACAAUUUAGCUGUCACGGAUAAGCUGAAGAUGACCUUGAAUUCAAAUGGGAUUUAUACUGGCUUCAUUAAAGUGCAGAUGGAGCUCUGCAGACCUCCACAGACGUCUCCCAGCAGCAACGGCUGCAUGAACACGCUUCAUAUCAGCAGCACAAACACUGUCGGGGAAGUCAUCGAGGCCCUGCUUAAGAAGUUCCUUGUGACGGAGAGCCCUGCCAAGUUUGCACUUUAUAAGCGCUGUCACAGGGAAGACCAAGUCUAUGCCUGCAAGCUCGCAGACCAAGAACACCCUCUCUACCUGCGGUUGGUAGCAGGGCCCAGAACCGACACACUCAGCUUCGUUCUGCGGGAACAUGAAAUCGGAGAGUGGGAAGCCUUCAGCCUUCCGGAGCUGCAGAACUUCCUGCGCAUCCUGGACAAGGAGGAGGACGAGCAGCUGCGGAGCCUGAAGCGGCGCUACGCGGCCUACCGGCGUGAGCUGGAGGCGGCGCUGGGCGAGGCGCGCACGCCCGGGUAGCGUCUGCAGGUGCGCGGAUUUCCCUGCGGGCUGUUUUCCAGGUUGAACCGAGCUUAGGGUAGGGAGCUUAGGGUAGGCGGCUGUUUUCUCCUUGUUAGCUGGGAAGUUCACCAGAUACGGAGCUCACAGCGAUUUUGUGACAAUCCUCCCUCUGCCAUUCUGCCCUUCCUUCUCCUCCCCUCCUUCCCUUCUCCUUCCCUCCUUCCCUUUUCCUUCCCUCCCUCGCUCCCUCUCCUGUUCCCCUCGCUCGCGAGGUUAGCGUCUGUUCUCACGCGCAGCGCAGGGUUCUGAGGCUCAGCAGUCCCGCGGCAGCUCAGUUCUGGACGACCUGACUGCAGGGCGGCCCCGAGGAAGGAGAAGUCCGCGCCGCGGACCCGCACCCGCACCCGGCGGCGCUGUGGAACUGUCCUAACAAAAGUGCAUGUUCCUUCCAACCAAAGAAACGCGUGUGCAAUACAAAGCCUUCCUUCGGAACAGGUGGAAUAAACCCACUUUCUGUUGUGGCGAACAGGCUGAGGAUGGAGGGAAGGGUGUGCUGAUUUUCCAGAGGGGCCUUACAGUCAGUCUGUUUUUAGUUUAGAUUUGUUUAUAAAUUCCCAAGGAAUUGUUAACGCUUUGGUGACACCUAAUGGAUUCUUUGUGAAAUUCCAAGGUGCUUCGGCUCUUUGCUUAAGUGAACCGUGCCUUUUCCUGCGUUUCUGCUUCCUCCCGUGGCUGUCCCUGACUUUCAGAGAACACCCGCCUUGUUGGAGGCAGAGUUAAGUGUUGGUUGUGCCGUGCCACACAAGCUGCCAAGGCAGUCAGACCUUCCUAGGCUUUUAAGAAGAAAGAAUAGAGCUAGCUAUAAAAUACGUGUGGCACAUCGUGUUUAAUUUUGCAUGUGACUUCUUUCUGGUGCAUCAGUGGGGUUUCUGUGACAUUGUCAUCCAGCACGUUACCGUACUGUUCAGGGAAGACCCUCACGAUUUCGAUGCUAGUUCUGCUGUCCAGACUGUCGCUCGGGUUUGAGUAUACUGUAUCAGCCACCUGGUCUUUUAAUUACUCAUCCCAGGACACUUAGACUUUGUGAAGUAUUUGUUUCUCGGAUUAAGACACUGUUAGAACCUGAAGUAGCAGCUGAUGGGCAUCUGUGAAUUUUUUUUUUUUUACUUGAAGUAGAUCAUGUAGAAUAGGCGUCCUUUGUAUUUAUCAGAACCUCGCUCACUGUCAUGUGCACUACAAGUUGCAAUUUGGAAACCUUACUGUGUUGGAACCCUGUCAGCUCAGUUGUUGAAGACUGAUGUUCUCUCCCAGACACUGGCUACAGCAGCAGCAUUUUUCACGUGUAAAAGGAGGAAAAAGGCCCUUAAGGCCAAAGGGUUGUUUUUUUUUUUUUUAAACUCAUUGUACAAAUCCUGGUGUUAAAUUAAAACUAAGCUUUGCUGUAAUAUUGUUUUCUCUUCAGAAUGUGAUGGUACAGGAAGGGUGUGAAAUGAAGGGACGGUGUUACAGGGGAGCAUUUUAAAUUGCAGAAGUUAAAAUGUUAUAAUAUUUAUAAUUUUGAUGUUUUAUUUUUAUAGGGAGGAUUUUUUUCCCCUAAAAUUGUUUCUGGAAUGGCAAAAUGAUUUCCAUUAUUAAAAGUUGAAGUUGUUAGUUGA